Messenger RNA from Miscanthus lutarioriparius, 789 nucleotides. The record is from the annotation of a GenBank genome assembly. NCBI's taxonomy places the organism in Eukaryota, Viridiplantae, Streptophyta, Magnoliopsida, Poales, Poaceae.
AUGUCUGCACCCGUGGUGGACGCCGAGUACAUGGCCGAGAUUGAGAGGGCGCAGCGGGACCUCCGCGCCCUCAUCUCCAGCAAGAACUGCGCGCCCAUCAUGCUCCGCCUCGCAUGGCAUGACGCCGGCACUUACGACGCCAAGACCAACACUGGAGGCCCCAACGGCUCCAUAAGGUUCCCACAGGAGUAUAGCCACUCUUCGAAUGCACUCGCCGGAGUCGUCGCCGUCGAAGUUACUGGUGGACCAACCAUUGAUUUCGUUCCUGGCAGAAAGGUGAUAGUACUGUACAAGUGGCAACCGCAACGCACCUUCGAUGUUUUUGGACGGACGUCCCAAAUUCAGCUCUUCUGCAUUACUGAACAAUUUUCAAUUCUUCUUGCUCUUGUUAUCUGUCACAAGGGGAGAGCACAUCCAGAGAGGACAGGAUUUGAUGGCCCAUGGACUAAGGAACCUCUGAAAUUUGACAACUCUUAUUUCGUUGAGCUUCUGAAAGGCGACUCUGAAGGGCUCUUGAAACUCCCGACUGACAAGGUUCUUGUGGAAGAUCCUGAAUUCCGUCAGUAUGUCGAACUAUAUGCCAAGGAUGAAGAAGCUUUCUUUAGGGACUACGCAGAGUCACACAAGAAACUCUCAGAGCUAGGCUUCACACCGCCUCGCUCUUCUUUCACUUGCAAAUCCGGAAAUAAACAAAAGUCCUUGCUGGUGCAAGCUGCAGCUGGGGUCGCAGUUGCUGCUGCAGUUGUCUCAUGGGCGUACCUGUGCGAAUCCAACAAGAAGUUCAUCUAA